Eupeodes corollae is the source of this 3138-nucleotide messenger RNA. RefSeq lists its product as uncharacterized. Bases 1 to 3138 code for a protein of 1045 amino acids. Gene Ontology annotation, molecular function: nucleic acid binding. Gene Ontology annotation, biological process: DNA integration. The record is from RefSeq and is a predicted model, not a curated record. The transcript has 3 exons. Lineage: Eukaryota; Metazoa; Arthropoda; Insecta; Diptera; Syrphidae.
AUGUGCCGUUUCAAUAAAACAACAAACUCUAAAAGUGCAUAUGUACGCAACGUAGAUGCUGAUGAAGGAGACGACGAAGAUAAUGCUUUGUUUUUGGGAUCUUUAGAGCAAAGCAUAAAAACUCCAAAGAACAUAUGGAUAAUCUCACUGAAGACAAUGGACCACGUCAUCGAUUGCCAAAUUGAUACCGGAGCACAAGCAAACGUUAUGUCGCUGUAUCAAUUCAAUCAAAUACGCUGCUCUUCUGUACAGUUAACAUCAUCAUCAACUCGGGUUAUGACAUUCAGUGGAGAACAACUACCCGUCAUCGGCUGUUCAAUGUUGGAUUGUUUAUACAAAGAUAAACAAUAUUCGAUUCUAUUUCAUGUCUUGGACCUGAAGUGUCAUGCAGUUCUAGGACUAGACCCAUGCAUUAAACUUAAAUUAAUUAAUAAGGUAGAUGAAAUAAGACUUGCAUGCAUUAAUAAAUCUAAUUCUAAAUUUUCAGCUUAUUCUAAAAAUGUAUUAGAUAUAAAUUCUUCAAAGAGUGUUAGUUGCAAAUCAAUUUUAGAAAAUUAUAGUGAAGUGUUUAGUGGUCUAGGGUUAUUAAAAAAUAUAUGUCAUUUGAAACUCCAAACAAAUAUAACUCCUACAAUCGAUUGCCCGCGUAAAAUUCCGUUUGCUCUAAAAGAUUUGCUUAAAGAAGAAUUAGACCGUAUGGAAAAUUUAAAAGUGAUUCUUAAAUUCGAAAAACCUACAGAGUGGGUCAAUUCAAUAGUUUUAGUCAAAAAAGCAAAUGGAAAAUUAAGAGUUUGUCUUGACCCAAGAAAUUUAAACAAAGCCAUUCUCAGAGCACAUUUUGUUUUUCCAAAUAUUGACGAGAUAAAAUCCAAAUUAAGUGGUUCAAAAUAUUUCAGCACGUUAGAUGCGAAUUCAGGAUUCUGGGUUAUCCCAUUAGAUGACGAGUCUUCCAAAUUGUGUCUAUUUAUUACUCCAUUUGGAAGAUAUCGUUUCUUACGUCUUCCUUUUGGAAUCAACGCAGCUCCCGAAAUCUUUCAUGCUGAAAUGAUUAAACAUUUUAGUGAUAUAGAUGGUGUUGAAAUAUACAUUGAUGAUUUUUUUUUGCAUGCCGCUACGUUAGAAGAACAUAAUAUAAUUUUACAAAAAGUUUUAAAAAGAGCUCGAGAGAUUGGUCUGAAAUUCAAUAAAGAAAAAUCUAAAAUCUGUCUUAAUGAGGUCAAGUUUAUUGGCUAUAUUUUUAAUCAGCAUGGUGUCCGUCCAGAUGACUCAAAAGUCAAAGCCAUUUGUGAAAUGUCCCGUCCUACGUCCGUCUCUGAAUUACAAAGAUUUCUAGGCAUGGUUACUUAUUUAGGUAGUUUUGUAAAAGACUUGUCAGUUCAACAUAUUAAUCUUCGUCAACUUUUAAAGAAAGAGGUAGCAUGUCAUUGGACUGAUGCGCAUGAAAAAGAAUUUAAUAUGCAUAAAACUCUUAUAUCUACUGUUCCAAUUUUAACCUUUUAUGACCCUAACAAAAUUAUAACACUCUCAGUCGAUGCGUCAAAAGGUGUGGUAGGUGCAGUAAUAUCGCAUGAUAAUAGCCCAAUCGCUUAUACUUCAGCAACUCUGACAUCGAGUCAACAAAAUUAUGCUCAAAUUGAGAAAGAGCUAUUUGCCAUUCUAUUUGGGUGUAUCAAAUUCCAUCAAUAUAUUUAUGGAAAGCGUGUCAUUGUCGAAACUGAUCAUAAGCCGCUAGUUCCAUUGUUUACAAGAGCAUUAUACAAAGUCCCCGCCCGCCUUCAAAGAUUUAUGCUUCGUUUACAGUCUUAUGAUUUGCAGGUAGUUUACAAGCCUGGAAAAUAUAUGUAUACCGCUGACACACUUUCCAGAGCGCCAUUGUCAGAAAAAACACUAACUGAGUUUGACAAUGAUUUAACACUUCAUUGCAAUUUAUUGAUUUCAAUGUUGUCUGUUUCACAGGAAAGGUUACAAAAAAUCAAAGAAGCUAGCAAUAAUGAUGAUAUUCUUUCAAAGGAAUGCAUGACUUAUUAUAAGAUCAAAGACGAUUUGCAUGUCAUUGAUGAUAUUUUGUUAAAGUCAAAUCGUAUAGUUAUUCCAUCUUCAAUGAGAAAAGAAGUUUUGAAACUUAUUCAUGAAGGACACUUAGGUAUUCAAAGAUGUCAAAGUCUCGCAAAAGACAUCGUUUUCUGGCCAAAUAUUAACAAUUAUAUUCAAAACAUUGUAACCGAUUGUGAAACAUGCAUGCGCCAUCGUUCAUCUCAGCCUAAAGAACCUUUACAACCGCAUGAAAUUCAACCAAUUCCCUGGUACAAAGUUGGUACAGAUUUGUUUGAAUUUAACAAGCAAAUAUAUUUGCUUGUGGUUGACUAUUGGUCAAAAUACAUAGAAAUUGAGAACUUAAACUUUGGUUAUAGCAGUCAAUUCGUCAUAAGCAAGCUCAAAGCCAUUUUUGCCCGUCAUGGGAUUCCUCAAAUAAUGAUUUCAGAUAACGAUUGGCAAAUCGAGCACAUUACUUCAAGUCCUUAUCUUCCACGUUCUAAUGGUUUAGCGGAACGCUCAAUACAAACCAUUAAAAAACUUUUGAUAAAGUGUAAAGAAUCAGGUACAGAUCCGUAUGUAUCUUUGUUACAUUAUAGGACAAUUUCCAAAGGCAACCUUCCUUCACCCUCAGAACUUCUUAUGUCGCGAAAGCUUCGAACCAAAAUACCUGCAAUGUCAGAAAAUUAUCUUCCAAAAUCAAUAGACUAUCAAGAAGUCGAAAAAGAAUUAAAAAAUAAUAAUGAAAAAUCAAAAGCUUUAUACGAUAAAACGUCUAAAUCUCUAAAACCAUUAAAUAAAGGACAAAAAGUACACUAUAAGAAAACUCCUACGUCGUAUUGGACUCCUGGUAUAGUUAUAAAUAAAUGCCAAGAGCCUAAGUCUUAUGUUAUUGAAGAUAACCAAGGUAACACUUAUAGACGAAAUAGGCAACAUAUAAUGGAAACAAAAUCUGAAAUAGUAUCAAAUCCAACUCCUGCUGUGAAUGAGGUUGAGGAAACCUCACCCACAGAGGAAAUUCUGCCUUCCUCAAGCACAACUAGGUUCGGCAGAAAAACAACUCCACCUAAGAGGUUUACAUAUCCAAGAGAUCACAUCAAAUAA